Messenger RNA from Penicillium bovifimosum, 330 nucleotides. RefSeq lists its product as uncharacterized. Bases 1 to 330 code for a protein of 109 amino acids. The transcript is spliced from 4 exons. The record is from RefSeq and is a predicted model, not a curated record. Lineage: Eukaryota; Fungi; Ascomycota; Eurotiomycetes; Eurotiales; Aspergillaceae.
AUGACUGUCUAUAUCCUGCAUAUCGAAGCCAUAUCCGUUGACCGAGAAAAUCGAUGGGAGAUGGAACCAGUGAACAGGGCCAACCAACAGUUGUCGCAGUUCCAGCGACUAGCCAACUCGGAACUCACGCCUUGUGCUAUCGACUACCCAAAUAAGGACCCUACUGACACUUCCGCAUUGCGCGAGUGCAAUAUUGAAUUCUCCAUCCCUGAUGAUCUGAGUGUACCGACUCGGCAAAGAGCCAACAAUACUCUUGAUGAGCUUCGUAAAGUUGCGACAUUCACUAUUAAAGACAAGGAGUCCGGCGAGGAGCAGAACCCUUUUGCUUGA